AUGUCAGUAAAUUUAUUGUCACGUUCUGUUUUGAAGGAAAAUGAAUAUGCUUUAAAGAUAGCUCCAUUAGCGGAUGAUUUUGGGUUAGCUAUUUCAUUAUCUGAUCGUUCAAUUCGAUUCAUAUCUUAUAAUUCUUCAAAAGUUUCACCAACUUUUGUGAUAAAUGAUGCACACGUGGAGAGUAUUACUGAUAUAAAAAGUCUAUCUAGCUCAAAUAUUGUUUCUUGUGGCGCUGAUGGGGUUAAAAUCUGGGAUGUUCGUACUGGAGGGCAUUCACCACAAGCACAUUUAACCUCAACACUGCCUAACCACGGUAUCUUGUCUUUAGAUAUUUCCUUCGAUUUCAACAGAAUUGCUGCUGGAACAGAACUUUUUGCCUCUGAUGCUGGUGUUCAUGUUUGGGACAUCAGGAAUUUAAAGUAUCCACUUGUGUCAUAUGUGGAUUCCCACAAUGAUGAUGUUACAGCAGUUCGUUUUCAUCCCCAGAAGUUAAACUGCCUUAUUUCAGGAUCUACUGAUGGGCUUAUUAAUAUUUAUGAUACUAACAUAAACGAUGAAGACGAUGCAGUAUACCAAACUAUAAACCAUGAAGCAUCUAUUCAUAGCACAGGUUUCAUUUCAGAAAAAAAAAUAUAUGCUUUAUCCCAUAUGGAAACAUUUUCAAUUUAUGAUGUAGCUGAUCCUGACUCAUCGGUUGUUGAACCUCCUCCUUGUCGUUUUGGUGAUAUUCGAAAGUUGUGGAAAUGUGAAUAUGUGAUUGACGUCAUUCCUGGAUAUAUUGCAUGUGGAAGCUCGUCAAUCUCUAAUUUUAAAUUAAUUCCUUUCAUUAACGAAAACGCUAAGGUACAUGAUGCUAUUACAUUCCAAGGAGGGCAUAAAGAAGAAGUUGUUCGCUCAAUCUAUUACUCAGAAAAACUUCAUACAUUAUAUUCUUGUGGCGAGGAUGGAGCUGUUACUCUUUGGGACACUAAAGAUUUGGUAAAUUCAAACAUGUCUUAUACGUCAUGGACAUCAUGGAAUAAUCCAAGCAAUUCUAAAACAGAGAAUUAUACUAAAUCUAAAGUUAAGAUUCCAGAAACUUAUCGAAAAGAAAAUAAAUCCAAAAAAGACAGUAAAAAAACCAAAAGAUAUAACCCAUAUUAA
Magnusiomyces paraingens is the source of this 1143-nucleotide messenger RNA. RefSeq lists its product as uncharacterized. The record is from RefSeq and is a predicted model, not a curated record. Gene Ontology annotation, molecular function: protein binding. The transcript has a single exon. Lineage: Eukaryota; Fungi; Ascomycota; Dipodascomycetes; Dipodascales; Dipodascaceae. Bases 1 to 1143 code for a protein of 380 amino acids.